UAAUAUACCAUUUUUUCUAUUCUUUUCUUUACUGAAUUACUGUUAUAGGAAUCAGUUGCAGAGAAUCGCCGACAUGGUUGUAGCAUUAGGUCCGGGAAAAUUCUACGGCAAGAGCCUUCCAAGGCCACGGAUCUACACCGACGUGAAGUUCAACGAGGAGCGGGUCGACCCGCCGGUGCCCGUCUUCGAUCCUCUGAUGUCGUGGGCCGAGGAGGCGCACUGGUCCAUGGGUGGCCUCAGCUUCAAGCGCCACCGCCUCCAGGGCCGGAUCGAGGGCAACAUCAGCAAGUUACGGGCGGAGCACGAGAAGCAGGUGAAGAAACUCAAGAAGAAUUCCCCCUCUAAAUCUUCUUCCCCCGCCACUGGCUUCUACACCCCCUCACCUCCUCCUGCUCCCAUCGCCGUGAAGCGAAAGCGGCGAUUGAUUGACGAGGAGGAGGAAGAAGGGAGUGACGAAGCUCGGAGAGGAUGGCCGGCCAGGAAACUCGGCGAUGAUUUUGAUAGGGUUGCGUAUGAAAGCGGGUUGAUAGACAGUGACGCGGAGGAGACGAUUGCUGCGCGGACGAGGCGCCAGAAGGCGGAGAAAGCGGCGGUGGAGGCGGAGGUUGUUAUAAAGGUUAAGUCUAAGGGCUUGAAGAGGCUGAAGAAGGGCGUGAAAAAAAGCGUGAACAGAUCUUCACCAAGAUUGGCUAAGCGUGAGUCGCCUUGAAACUGUUUGCUCAUUUGUCUCAGAGGCAGCAGUACAAAACCUAAAACUUUUAAUCUAUUCCCCUUGUGUGAUGCCUUGUGUUUAUCGACAUUGUAAUGUAAGCGUUUAAUCUCUCAAGCUAUGGAAUUCUAUAAUCAUGAUGUUAAAGUGGGAUUUCACCUUGACAAAAAUAAUCACAACAUAGCUAGGUUGCUGAA
Ipomoea triloba (trilobed morning glory) is the source of this 906-nucleotide messenger RNA. RefSeq lists its product as uncharacterized. The transcript has a single exon. Bases 74 to 709 code for a protein of 211 amino acids. Lineage: Eukaryota; Viridiplantae; Streptophyta; Magnoliopsida; Solanales; Convolvulaceae. The record is from RefSeq and is a predicted model, not a curated record.